GAGAGACAGCAUUUCCCUCCUGUGAGUCCACGCUAAACGUACCUCUUUACUUCUCUGGAUCUAUCUCUUCCACUGUUCUGCUUUGGAUUACUAGAAAUCUCUGAGUGUCAUACCUGCUGACCAUCUCUCUGAUCCCUCGGUUUCUUCUUUCGGUGUCAGCAUGAGUGCUAAACUGUGGACAGAGGAGCAGUUUAACUGCCCUGUGUGUCUGGAUCUCCCAAACGAUCCAGUCACCAUCCCCUGUGGGCACAGCUACUGCAUGGGCUGCAUCAAGGACUACUGGAGCAAGGACGAACCCAAGGGGGUCUACAGCUGCCCCCAAUGCCGCCAGACCUUCUGCCCUAAGCCCUCCCUGUCCAGGAACACCAUGCUGGCUGAGGCUGUAGAGCAGCUCCGCAAAGGGGCCCUCAAAGCUGACGUGCGAGAGUCUAUGCGAAGCACCCGUGGGGUUGCCUCCUCCUCAUCUAGAUCCAAAGGGAAGCUCUCCUCCUCAGCAGUGCUAUGCGACAUGUGCAAAGAAGAACAGCGAGCUGCGGUCAAGAGCUGCCUGUCGUGCAUGAGCUCAUACUGCGAAUCCCACCUGAAGCCCCACAAGACCAAGAAGGCCCUUAAGCAGCAUGAGCUGAUCGCACCCACAGGCAAUCUGGCUGAGAAGAUCUGCACCCAGCACAAGUACCUGCAGGAGUUCUUCUGUCGCCAGUGUAAAGUGUUCGUCUGCUGGCUGUGCACCAGCAACCAGCACAAAGGCCAUGAGAGUGUGUCCACCAAGGUUGAGCGCUUGGAGAAACAGAAAGUGCUGUCGGAGAUGCAUGCAGAGAAUCAGCAGAGACUGAAAGACAGAGAGCAGGAGCUGAAAGACAUGAAGAAGAUGAUGGAGGUGAUGAAGCGUUCUUCAGACAGGGUACAUGAGGACACGGAGCAGGCGCUGUCGGAGCUGCAGCGCUCAGUGGAGCGCCUCCAGGAGCUGCUGGAGCAAGUUCUGGAUCAGGCCAGCCAGGAGAAGAUGGGCCAGGCUCAGGAGGUUGCUGACAGCCUGGAGGCCGAGAUCAAGGAGCUGAAGAGGAGGGACACGGAGAUGAAGGACCUGGCCUGCUGCGAGGACAACAUCCACUACCUGCAGACAUAUGAGUCCAUGUGCAGUCCCCUGGAGUCCGGGGCCCUGCCCACUGUCGUGGUCAAUCCAGAAGCUUCCUUUGAUCCUGUACGAGACUCCAUCCUGGACAUCAGGGAGCGAGUGGAGGACCUGUGCAACGAGGAGCUGGGCAAGAUCACCAAACAAGUCAAUGACACAACACUGUUCACUUUGGGAGAAUCCAACCGGAGCGCAGGACAGAAAGGAGGGAUUUUUAAAUUAUUUUCUGGUCUGGGUUCUCGCAACACAAACAGUCGUUCACCAGCUUCCACACCCAGUAUCUCAGUUGGAGCGCGGAGUACAGACAGACGAGGACUUGGUAUAGGCCUCAAAAGUCAAGACGUGAGGAGUAGAGACACACCACGGGGAAACACAAGCUCACCCAGACCUCGGGACAGACAGAGAAGAGAGGAAAGAGAGACAGUGAGGGAGACCAACCCCAGCCCCAGACCUAGCCCCAGACCCAGCCCCACACCGAGCCGCAGAGAGUCUCAGUCUCUUUGGAGCAGGUCCAGUCAGAGCCAGGCUGUCCCUGCUGCAGCCCCGACCCCAACUCCAACUCCAAUCCCAGCCACCCCAACUCCUGCCCCAGCAUCAAGUGGAGGUUUCAGUCGGAUGGCGUUGAUCAGCAGCCGCUUCCGCUCCAAUCGGCGUGGCACCAACCAGGCCACCCCAGUAACUCCAGCCAAUAACACACCAUCUGCAGGAGGAAACCCAUCAGGGGGGGUGUCUGCUCUGCCGGAAACACCAACAGAAAUUAACCCCAGUCUCUUCUUGGACUUGCCCACCCCUGACACCGUGAUUCACGCUCCUGCUUUCCCUGCAUUAAGAGAGAUCAACAUUGACAGCAUCCAAGCUCCAGAGCCGAGGACCAGAGAGGAGUUCCUACAGUACUCUGUGACCUUGACCCUUGACCCCAACACGGCCCACCGACGGCUGGCUCUCUCCGAGGGCAACACUAAAGCCACCCUUCAGGCGGCGGCGCAGUCCUACCCCGAUACUCCUCAGCGUUUUGACGGCUGGACCCAGGUGAUGUGCACUAGCCCGCUGUACGCCCAGCGCUGUUACUGGGAGGUGGAGUGGAGAGGCCGGGGCUCCUCUAUGGGCGUAGCCUACGGGGCGUUAAACAGGAAGGGCUCAGACGCCAGGUCAGGGCUCGGUUACAACGCCCAGACCUGGACCAUGGAGCUGUCGGACACCUGCUGCUCAGCCAUGCACGACAAUGAGAAGAGGGACAUACCGGUCACCUACUCCCCCCGCCUGGGCAUCUACCUGGACCUGUCCACAGGGACGCUGGCGUUCUACAGCGUGGCAGAGAGCAUGACACACCUCCACACCUUCCGCGCCAACUUCACCCAGCCUCUCUACGCUGCCUUUGGGGUGGGCAGUGGAGUCGGGGUCGGUCUGGACUUCGCCCUUGGCCAGUUCAGCUCCAGCUCUGACAGCAUCAAGAUCUGUCCCAUGUGAGGAUCCAGGCUGGAAGGCAGUGAUAGUGCUACAUUCAUGUCAUCAGAACAACUGACUUCAGAGUUUAACACAGCUGCUGUGCUCAUGCUGAUGAAACUCAUUCCAAACCGUCAGGACACAAUGACUGAUCGUUUUUGUAAAGUCUGGUUGCACCUGUUAAUUUUGUUUCAGAUUUUAAAUGCACUUAGUGAAAGAAGUUUCUGUUCUACACAAAAAUUGCAUUGUUUACAGCCAUGCUAGUGGCUUGGAUGGUAAAUGUCACUCUGUUGGUCGUUGCUACAGUUUGGUCCAGACUGAAAUAUCUCAAAAACUAUUGGAUGGAUUCCCAUGAAAUUUUGGAAUGACGUUCAUGGUCCCUAAAGCAUGAAUCCUAAUGACUUUGGUAAUCGCCUGACUUUUCCUGUAGAGCUGCUGAGAAGUUGACUUUUGUGGUUAAGAGUGCAAUAUCUUGACAAAUGUUGGAUGGAUUGCUGUGAAAUUUGGUUGACAUUAAUGUGUCCUCGGGAUAAAUUGUUGUAACUUUUCAUUUAGCGCCAUCAUCAGGUCAAAAUUUGUCCAAUACUUUGGUUUUUGACCAACUAUCCGCAAAACUAAUGACAUUCCCAUCAGCCUUAGCUGUACUCUUGUGUUUAGUGCUUAUUAGCAAAUGUUAGCAGUCUAAGAUGGUGACCCUGGCAAAUAUUACCUGCUAAACAUCAGCAUGUUAACAUGCUCACAAUGACAAUACUAACAUGUUGAUGUUAGCAUUUAGCUCAAAGUACAGCCUCACAAAAGCUGCUAUCAUGGCAUGACUUGUUUUGUUAUACUGUUCUAAAUUUAAAUGCAUUUAAAAAAUGUUCCAGAAAGGCAGAAAAAUCAUUGUUCAUCACUAAAUGCUGUGCUCCACAGUAUGUAUUAGCUGAAAGCAUACAUGUGCAUGUUUUAUUUUCACUGAAGUUAAAAGUUUUCACCCAAAUCUGAGCUGUUCCCAGCCAUGAAAUAAAAGUUCAGUAUUUUUCUGUGUGACAUCUUACAAACUGAUUUUUAGGUCAAGACUUUCUGCAUAAGUUCUUCCAUCAUUUCUAAGUAAUAAUAAAGCAGCCUGUGAGUCAGUG
Siniperca chuatsi (mandarin fish) is the source of this 3693-nucleotide messenger RNA. It is a transcript of the gene trim25l, whose product is annotated as tripartite motif containing 25, like. The coding region runs from base 161 to 2599 and encodes 812 amino acids. Lineage: Eukaryota; Metazoa; Chordata; Actinopteri; Centrarchiformes; Sinipercidae. The transcript has 16 exons. The record is from RefSeq and is a predicted model, not a curated record. Gene Ontology annotation, molecular function: zinc ion binding; protein binding.